This is a messenger RNA of Closterium sp. NIES-65, 2103 nucleotides long. Lineage: Eukaryota; Viridiplantae; Streptophyta; Zygnematophyceae; Desmidiales; Closteriaceae. The record is from the annotation of a GenBank genome assembly.
AUGGACUCGAACAACGGAACCCCCGCCCCUUUCCCUACGGCAGGAAUGGGGGAGAUGAAACGGGGCAAGCCUCCCGUGAACAACGGCCGCGUUUCACCUAGAACCCCAGGGCAGGCGCCUCCUCAAAAGAAGCCUAUCGGCGCGCCAAGGAAGAAGGUGGUAAAGAAAGCGCUACCUAAAGCCCCUGCGGGAGACCCGAUGGAGGAGUUUUUCGCUAUUAUGGAGCAGUUUGUCGACGAGCCCGAGGAGAUGGAAUGCGUGAGGCUGGCGGAGGUUUCCCGCGCGAACAGGCCCGGCCGCAUGCAGAAACCUCAGAUGGGGGGUAGUAGCUCGGACGGUUUUCCGGCCGAUCUCGGCUGGUCCAAGAUGGAGAAGCAGAUUCACAGCGGCCCGAUGUCUCUCGCUCCGGCCAGCCCGAAAGUGGUGCAGAAGACGCAAUUACCGAGGGCGGCGAGCCGCGAUUCCGAGAAGAGCCGUGUUCAUCCGGCGCACGCGAGGACGCACUCGGUAGGUGGCGUGGGCGGCUUGAAGGAUCUAAACUCGCUUUGGAAUCCUGCCGCGUCGCCAGCUGUAAAGGUUCAGCCGAUUCAGCGUGCCAGCUCUGUCAAAGAGGGGCACGAGAUGCAAUCAUUGGUUGACGCGCUGAAGGCGGAAAUCAAGGCGAAGGACAAGCUUCUCGAAGCUUCGGAGAAAGAGCAACAGAUGCUGCAGGAAGAGUUGAAGCACGCGUGGAACAGCACCGACGAGCUUCAGCGACAGUUGAACGACUCAGAGGCGCUCGUCUUGAAGUUGCAGCAUGAGAACGAAGUUCUGCGAUCCGCGAAGCGUGUGUUAACGACGUCGCCUACUGACCUGUCGCGGAGGCUAGCUGCCACGGAGUCGCGCAACGUGGAAUUGGCGGAAAAAAUGGCAGCAUGUGAGAAGGAGCUCGAGAUGACAAAGAUCGCACUUCAGCAGGCGGCGCAAGAAAGGGAUUCGCUCGCGGAGGAAAUGGAGGCGGCACUUGCAAGCUGGGCGGUUGACAGCCCCGCAACUCCUGCCAGCGGGAUUUCGUCUGGAACCUUCUCGCAUUCGACGUCCACGUCAUCAAACUCCAGUUCCCAAGACGAGGUUCAGCAACUCGCGAUGGCUCUCGACGGUGUGCAGAGGAAGCUUCGCGUGGCGCGGGGCGAGAGAGACGCGCUUAUGGCUGCGGUGCGCGGAGGUGCAUGGGCAGGGGGGAUCACGUGGGCAGGGGGGAUCGCGUGGGCAGGCGAAAGCACAUGGCUCACCUCCGCCUCGCUCACCUCCGCCUCUCUUAUCCUCCGCCUCUCUCACCCUCCGCCUCUCUCACCCUCCGCCUCUCUCACCCUCCGCCUCUCUCACCCUCCGCCUCUCUCAUCCUCCGCCUCUCUCACCCUCCACCUCUCUCACCCUCCGCCUCUCUCACCCUCCGCCUCUCUCACCCUCCGCCUCUCUCACCCUCCGCCUCUCUCACCCUCCGCCUCUCUCAUCCUCCGCCUCUCUCACCCUCCGCCUCUCUCACCCUCCGCCUCUCUCACCCUCCGCCUCUCUCACCCUCCGCCUCUCUCACCCUCCGCCUCUCUCACCCUCCGCCUCUCUCAUCCUCCGCCUCUCUCACCCUCCACCUCUCUCACCCUCCGCCUCUCUCACCUUCCGCCUCUCUCACCCUCCGCCUCUCUCACCCUCCGCCUCUCUCACCCUCCGCCUCUCUCAUCCUCCGCCUCUCUCACCCUCCGCCUCUCUCACACUCCGCCUCUCUCACCCUCCGCCUCUCUCACCCUCCGCCUCUCUCACCCUCCGCCUCUCUCAUCCUCCGCCUCGCUCACCUCCGCCUCUCUCAUCCUCCGCCUCUCUCACCCUCCGCCUCUCUCACCCUCCGCCUCUCUCACCCUCCGCCUCUCUCACCCUCCGCCACUUCUCUGGCUCAGUGCCUUUCCCCGCUCUCUCCCCCGUUACAACCACUCUUCAUCUUCCCCCCCCUUCCGCCCUUCCUCUGUGUCCCCCUUGCUCAUUCUCUCCUUCCGUGCAUUCCUUGUUCCCUACCGCCGUUGCCCUUCCAUUGUCAUCGUUUUGUAUCCUUCCCCGCCGCUUCAACUUUGA